UUUUCCUAGAGUAUGUGCCUUGCGCCUUCCCCCACACACUCCCGUGGUCGCCUGCACUUGCGUUUGAAUCAUUCAAUUCUCCUCCUCCUCCUUCCCCUCCCCUUCCCAAUUUCUCCAGAGCAUCACGCACCCAGAGAGCCCCAAACCCUAGACGCACGCACGCACGCAGCCUCCCUCGGCUCAUGGGGUGCGCGCACGGCAAGUGCUGCCUGCCGCGGGGCGGGCAAGGACGACGAGCAGCGGGAGGCGGCCUUCCCGGCGGGCGCGGCGGCGCCACCCUGGGCCGCGCCGCGGUGCCGGGCGCGGACCUGGUGCUGGAGUACGCCACGCUCACGGUGGACGGGCUCUACCCGGACUCCCCGGGCCGCGAGUCGCAGGACGCCCACCUCGUCGCCACGCGCUUCGCGGGGGACCCCGACCUCCACCUCUUCGCGGUCUUCGACGGCCACGGCGCCUCCGGCACCGCCUGCGCCGCCUUCGCCCGGGACGCCCUCCCGCGCCUCCUCCUCGCCUCCUCCUCCUUCGCGGCCGACCCGGCCGCGGCGUUCCGGGACGCGAUGGCGGGGGUCAACGCGGAGAUGCACGCGGCGGCGGGCGUGGACGACUCCAUGAGCGGCACGACCGCCGUGGCGGCGCUCGUGGCCGGCGCCGCGCUGCACGUGGCCAACGUCGGCGACUCGCGCGCCGUCGCGGGGGUCUGGCGCGAGGGGCGCGUCGCCUGCGAGGACCUCUCCUGGGACCAAACCCCCUUCCGCGCCGACGAGCGCGCGCGCGUCAGGGCCUGCGGCGCAAGGGUCAUGUCCGUCGAGCAGGUGGAGGGCGCGCGCGACCCGGACGCCGAGGGCUGGCUCGCCGACGAGGGGGACCCGCCCCGCGUCUGGGCGCGCGACGGGCUCUACCCGGGCACGGCCUUCACGCGCAGCCUCGGCGACCUCGCCGCCGAGGGCGUUGGGGUUAUCGCCGACCCUGAGGUCAAGAGCGUCCAGAUCUCUCCGUCACACCUCUUCUUCGUCGUUGCGAGCGAUGGCGUGUUUGAGUUCCUCUCCAGCCAGGAAGUCGUUGACAUGGUGGCUAUGCAUCCAGAUCCUCGAGAUGCGUGCGCAGCAAUCGCUGCAGAGUCAUACAAACUAUGGCUAGAGCAUGAAAACAGGACAGACGAUAUAACUAUAAUCAUUGUGCAUAUCAGAGAUGCUCAAAAUUCAGGUCCUGCAGGGAGCGACAAAGCGAACUGCAGCAGCACCGGGGCACCAAUAGCACUGCACGCAGUACAGUCAGGGUUACCUGCAUUUGUACCGUCAGAAGCAAAUCACCUGAACGGAAUUGCUGCUGCACCCUCUUCUAGCUCUCCCACAGAACGACGCCUCUCCUGUGUUGCUCCUUCGCCUACACACCCUCUACUCGAAGUGGGUAAAGCAUCAGAAGCUUCCAGGCCAACUCAAGUUGAGUGGCAUUCAAAGGAAGGUGGUAACGAGCUAGAGCAACCGUUGCAGCUGCAGCGGCCACUCUCCUGCUGACCUUGCAUGAGUCCUUUAGCUUAUAUCUCAAAACAGAAGCUGCAGCACACUCUGGUUGCCAUUUUCGGGCUGACUUCCCGAAUGGUGAUGUUCUGCAGCUGUCGCAAAUCUCAGCGAUGUUGCUCGCUUUUUUCUUAGAGCACUUGCUGUGACAAUUCAAGGUUCUGGCCCAAACAGGGCCGUUUAACUAGGGGGUGGAUGGCGUUGAGAUGCUGUACUGGAACGCCGCCAAGUGUUUAUCUGGAGUGUGAUCUCUUGAUAAUUUCUCUUUGUUAAUUAUGGCAUCAUUUGAAAGCUGAUACUUGCCGUACUAUAGUAUGUAGUGCAGUGCUGAUGCCACAACGAAUACUUGACGCUUCUUUCAAAGCAGAGGGGGUCUAUAAAUAUCAGUGGUUAAUUUACA
Lolium rigidum is the source of this 1917-nucleotide messenger RNA. RefSeq names its product probable protein phosphatase 2C 65. Gene Ontology annotation, biological process: protein dephosphorylation. Gene Ontology annotation, molecular function: cation binding; protein serine/threonine phosphatase activity. The transcript has 5 exons. The record is from RefSeq and is a predicted model, not a curated record. The coding region runs from base 183 to 1514 and encodes 443 amino acids. Gene Ontology annotation, cellular component: cytosol; nucleus. NCBI's taxonomy places the organism in Eukaryota, Viridiplantae, Streptophyta, Magnoliopsida, Poales, Poaceae.